AUGCUCGCUACCUGUCUCCCGCAGAUUUCUAUCUCCCCCGCCCCGCCCCUCGAACCAGAGGCAGAACCGUAUUCUCCCUUCGCAAAGUCCUCAUUCGCCGCGAACGAUAGCGACGGCUUCAGGCCUAGCCAUCUCACUCCGCCGCCAACAGGCUCGCCUCGUUUCGUCCAUCAAUCCUCGCCAUUGCGCCCCGCCGAUGCUCCUCAGAACAAGGGUCUUGAUACCAACAGAUUCGAGGCGCUAUUGCAGGCAACACGGGAAAGAAACCAGGCGAAGAGGGAGAGCGAUUUGCGUAAAGAGGUAGCAUUGAAGGCGCACAAGCACAAGCAAGUUGAGCGUCGUGCCUUGUUCCUUUCUAAGGUCAUGGCGCCGCCUUCUCCCACUGCGACCGCCAUGCCCAAGACCCCUCCCGAAUCGCCUGCCAUUUUCCACUGCUCCCUACCUUCACCAGGCUUGGUCUCACCUCUGGCCUUUUUCGAGAAUUUGGGCUCCAGCCCUAGCAGCGGUAUAUCUUCGCAGGAGUCCUGGGUCGAACAAGUGGAUUUCCGCGUACGCGCUGGCGUCGUUGAACCCAAGCGUCCCAAGGAGCCAUCCCAAUACAACCACUUGCCCUCCCUGGACCAAAUCUCUGCUCGCAUGCGUUACCAGAAACACGUUCGCAGCACUAGCAUAGAGUCCGACCAUUCCAGCCGUCUCCCGCUUUUCCUCAACCAGUCCCGCCCUCAACCUGCCAGCGCCCCUGAACGGCCAAGACUCGUAGUCGGCGUGGGCAGGUUACAGAUGCCGCUGCGGGCUCCUCAGCCUGCUAAGGCCACUCCAGCUCCCAUAAUUCCGCCGGUCUCACCCUGUUCGCCUCUAACUCCAAAUUUGGAGGUAACAACCCUCGUCGUCCCACGUUCAGCCACAACAUCACCAAUCCAAUUGUCCAAAACCAACUUGCUUGCUUUGGACUCUCGAUCUCGAAGAUCUUCCGACAUGAUCUCCACUCUCAGACGCCGCACGCGCCCCUCUGAGUACGGGCAUACUGGUCAUGAUGAGGAAGACUCGCUGAAGAACAAGCAUUGGAAGAGACGUAGCGCUCCCGCUGAACUCCAAACGGCUGAGCGAGCUGGAUUUGAGCACUACAUCCUCUCGCUUCCUGGUGCUUUCUGA
Molecule: messenger RNA, 1152 nt
Organism: Pleurotus ostreatus (oyster mushroom)
Lineage: Eukaryota; Fungi; Basidiomycota; Agaricomycetes; Agaricales; Pleurotaceae
Exons: 2
Coding region: 1-1152 (383 amino acids)
Source: RefSeq, a predicted model, not a curated record